Closterium sp. NIES-65 is the source of this 11733-nucleotide messenger RNA. The record is from the annotation of a GenBank genome assembly. NCBI's taxonomy places the organism in Eukaryota, Viridiplantae, Streptophyta, Zygnematophyceae, Desmidiales, Closteriaceae.
AUGUCCACGUCCACGUCCAUCACCCCGCCACAUUUUCCCACUUUCCAUCACCCCGCCCCCUUCUCUCUCCUUCCAUCACCCCGCCCCAUUCUCCCUCCUUCCAUCACCCCGCCCCAUUCUCCCGCUUUCCAUCAGCCCGCCCCAUUCUCCCGCUUUCCAUCACCCCGCCCCUUUCUCCCACUUUCCAUCUCCCCGCCCCAUUCUCCCGCUUUCCAUCACACUGCCCCAUUCUCCCGCUUUCCAUCACCCCGCCCCAUUCUUCCGCUUCCCAUCAUCCCGCCCCAUUCCCCCGCUUUCCAUCACCCCUCCCCAUUCUCCCUCCUUCCAUCACCCCGCCCCAUUCUCCCACUUUCCAUCACCCGCCCCAUUCUCCCGCUUUCCAUCACCUCGCCCCACUCUCCCGCUUUCCAUCACCCCGCCCCAUUCUUCUGCAUUCCAUCACCCCGCCCCAUUCUCCCGCUUUCCAUCACCCUGCCCCAUUCUCCCGCUUUCCAUCACCCCGCCCCAUUCUCCCACUUUCCAUCACCCCGCCCCAUUCUCCCGCUUUCCACCACCCCAGCCCAUUCUCUCGCUUACCAUCACCCCGCCCCCUUCUUCCUCCUUCCAUCACCCCGCCCCAUUCUCCCUCCUUCCUUCACUCCGCCCCAUUCUCCCGCUUUCCAUCACCCUGCCUCAUUCUCCCGCUUUCCAUCACCCCGCCCCAUUCUCCCGCUUUUCCAUCACCCCGCCCCAUUCUCCCUCCUUCCAUCACCCCGCCCCAUUCUCCCGCUUUCCAUCACUCCGCCCCAUUCUCCCGCUUUCCAUCACCCCGCCCCCUUCUCCCUCCUUCCAUCACCCCGCCCCAUUCUCCCGCUUUCCAUCAGCCCGCCCCAUUCUCCCGCUUUCCAUCACCCCGCCCCUUUCUCCCGCUUUCCAUCUCCGUGCCCCAUUCUCCCGCUUUCCAUCACCCCGCCCCAUUCUCCCGCUUUCCAUCACCCCGCCCCAUUCUCCCGCUUCCCAUCAUCCCGCCCCAUUCUCCCGCUUUCUAUCACCCCGCCCCAUUCUCCCUCCUUCCAUCACCCCGCCCCAUUCUCCCGCUUUCCAUCACCCCGCCCCAUUCUCCCGCUUUCCACCACCCCGCCCCCUUCUCCCUCCUUCCAUCACCCCGCCCCAUUCUCCCUCCUUCCAUCACCCCGCCCCACUCUCCCGCUUUCCAUCAGCCCGCCCCAUUCUCCCGCUUUCCAUCACCCCGCCCCUUUCUCCCGAUUUCCAUCUCCCUGCUCCAUUCUCCCGCUUUCCAUCACCCCGUCCCAUUCUCCUGCUUUCUAUCACCCCGCCCCAUUCUCCCGCUUCCCAUCAUCCCGCCCCAUUCCCCCGCUUUCCAUCACCCCUCCCCAUUCUCCCCUCUUCUAUCACCCCGCCCCAUUCUCCCGCUUUCCAUCACCCCGCCCCAUUCUCCCUCCUUCCAUCACCCCGCCCCAUUCUCCCUCCUUCCAUCACCCCGCCCCAUUCUCCCGCUUUCCAUCACCCCGCCCCAUUCUCCCGCUUUCCAUCACCCCGCCCCUUUCUCCCGCUUUCCAUCUCCGUGCCCCAUUCUCCCGCUUUCCAUCACCCCGCCCCAUUCUCCCGCUUUCCAUCACCCCGCCCCAUUCUUCCGCUUCCCAUCAUCCCGCCCCAUUCCCCCGCUUUCCAUCACCCCUCCCCAUUCUCCCUCCUUCCAUCACCCCGCCCCAUUCUCCCACUUUCCAUCACCCGCCCCAUUCUCCCGCUUUCCAUCACCUCGCCCCACUCUCCCGCUUUCCAUCACCUUGCCCCAUUCUUCUGCUUUCCAUCACCCCGCCCCAUUCUCCCGCUUCCCAUCAUCCCGCCCCAUUCCCCCGCUUUCCAUCACCCCGCCCCAUUCUCCCGCUUUCCAUCAGCCCGCCCCAUUCUCCCGCUUUCCAUCACCCCGCCCCUUUCUCCCGCUUUCCAUCUCCGUGCCCCAUUCUCCCGCUUUCCAUCACCCCGCCCCAUUCUCCCGCUUUCCAUCACCCCGCCCCAUUCUCCCGCUUCCCAUCAUCCCGCCCCAUUCUCCCGCUUUCUAUCACCCCGCCCCAUUCUCCCUCCUUCCAUCACCCCGCCCCAUUCUCCCGCUUUCCAUCACCCCGCCCCAUUCUCCCGCUUUCCACCACCCCGCCCCCUUCUCCCUCCUUCCAUCACCCCGCCCCAUUGUCCCUCCUUCCAUCACCCCGCCCCACUCUCCCGCUUUCCAUCAGCCCGCCCCAUUCUCCCGCUUUCCAUCACCCCGCCCCUUUCUCCCGAUUUCCAUCUCCCUGCUCCAUUCUCCCGCUUUCCAUCACCCCGUCCCAUUCUCCUGCUUUCCAUCACCCCGCCCCAUUCUCCCGCUUCCCAUCAUCCCGCCCCAUUCCCCCGCUUUCCAUCACCCCUCCCCAUUCUCCCCUCUUCUAUCACCCCGCCCCAUUCUCCCGCUUUCCAUCACCCCGCCCCAUUCUCCCUCCUUCCAUCACCCCGCCCCAUUCUCCCUCCUUCCAUCACCCCGCCCCAUUCUCCCGCUUUCCAUCACCCCGCCCCAUUCUCCCGCUUUCCAUCACCCCGCCCCUUUCUCCCGCUUUCCAUCUCCGUGCCCCAUUCUCCCGCUUUCCAUCACUCCGCCCCAUUCUCCCGCUUUCCAUCACCCCGCCCCAUUCUCCCGCUUCCCAUCAUCCCGCCCCAUUCUCCCGCUUUCUAUCACCCCGCCCCAUUCUCCCUCCUUCCAUCACCCCGCCCCAUUCUCCCGCUUUCCAUCACCCCGCCCCAUUCUCCCGCUUUCCACCACCCCGCCCCCUUCUCCCUCCUUCCAUCACCCCGCCCCAUUCUCCCUCCUUCCAUCACCCCGCCCCAUUCUCCCGCUUUCCAUCAGCCCACCCCAUUCUCCCGCUUUCCAUCACCCCGCCCCUUUCUCCCGCUUUCCAUCUCCCUGCUCCAUUCUCCCGCUUUCCAUCACCCCUAUUCCACCUUCCAUCAACCCGCCCCCUUCUCUCUCCUUCCAUCACCCCGCCCCAUUCUCCCUCCUUCCAUCACCCCGCCCCAUUCUCCCGCUUUCCAUCGGCUCGCCCCAUUCUCCCGCUUUCCAUCACCCCUCCCCUUUCUCCCGCUUUCCAUCUCCCCGCCCCAUUCUCCCGCUUUCCAUCACCCCGCCCCAUUCUCCCGCUUUCCAUCACCCCGCCCCAUUCUUCCGCUUCCCAUCAUCCCGCCCCAUUCCCCCGCUUUCCAUCACCCCUCCCCAUUCUCCCUCCUUCUAUCACCCCGCCCCAUUCUCUCACUUUCCAUCACCCCGCCCCAUUCUCCUGCUUUCCAUCACCCCGACCCAUUCUCCCGCUUUCCAUCACCCCGCCCCAUUCUGCCUCCUUCCAUCACCCCGCCCCAUUCUCCCGCUUUCCAUCACCCCGCCCCAUUCUCCCUCCUUCCAUCACCCCGCCCCAUUCUCCCUCAUUCCAUCACCCCGCUCCAUUCUCCCGCUUUCCAUCACCCCGCGCCAUUCUCCCGCUUCCCAUAACCCCACCCCAUUCUCCCGCUUUCCAUCACCCCGCCACAUUUUCCCACUUUCCAUCACCCCGCCCCCUUCUCUCUCCUUCCAUCACCCCGCCUCAUUCUACCUCCUUCCAUCACCCCGCCCCAUUCUCCCGCUUUCCAUCAGCCCGCCCCAUUCUCCCGCUUUCCAUCACUCCGCCCCUUUCUCCCGCUUUCCAUCUCCCCGCCCCAUUCUCCCGCUUUCCAUCAGACCGCCCCAUUCUCCCGCUUUCCAUCACCACGCCCCAUUCUUCCGCUUCCCAUCAUCCCGCCCCAUUCCCCCGCUUUCCAUCACCCCUCCCCAUUCUCCCUCCUUCCAUCACCCCGCCCCUUUCUCCCGCUUUCCAUCUCCCGCCCCAUUCUCCCGCUUUCCAUCACCCGCCCCAUUCUCCCGCUUUCCAUCACCUCGCCCCAUUCUCCCGCUUUCCAUCACCCCGCCCUAUUCUUCUGCUUUCCAUCAUCCCGCCCCAUUCUCCCGCUUUCCAUCACCUCGCCCCACUCUCCCGCUUUCCAUCACCCCGCUCCAUUCUUCUGCUUUCCAUCACCCCGCCCCAUUCUCCCGCUUUCCAUCACCCUGCCCCAUUCUCCCGCUUUCCAUCACCCCGCCCCAUUCUCCCGCUUUCCAUCACCCGCCCCAUUCUCCCGCUUUCCAUCACCCCGCCCCAUUCUCCCGCUUUCCAUCACCCCGCCCCAUUCUCCUUCCUUCCAUCACCCCGCCCCAUUCUCCCGCUUUCCAUCACCCCGCUCCAUUCUCCCGCUUUCCAUCACGCCGCCCCCUUCUCCCUUCUUCCAUCACCCCGCCCCAUUCUCCCUCCUUCCAUCACCCCGCCCCAUUCUUCCGCUUUUCAUCACCCCGCCCCAUUCUCCCGCUUUCCAACACCCCAGCCCAUUCUCUCGCUUACCAUCACCCCGCCCCCUUCUUCCUCCUUCCAUCACCCCGCCCCAUUCUCCCUCCUUCCUUCACCCCGCCCCAUUCUCCCGCUUUCGAUCACCCUGCCCCAUUCUCCCGCUUUCCAUCACCCCGCCCCAUUCUCCCGCUUUUCCAUCACCCCGCCCCAUUCUCCCUCCUUCCAUCACCCCGCCCCAUUCUCCCGCUUUCCAUCACCCCGCCCCAUUCUCCCGCUGUCCAUCACCCCGCCCCCUUCUCCCUCCUUCCAUUACCCCGCCCCAUUCUCCCGCUUUCAAUCAGCCCGCCCCAUUCUCCCGCUUUCCAUCACCCCGCCCCUUUCUCCCGCUUUCCAUCUCCGUGCCCCAUUCUCCCGCUUUCCAUCACCCCGCCCCAUUCUCCCGCUUUCCAUCACCCCGCCCCAUUCUCCCGCUUCCCAUCAUCCCGCCCCAUUCUCCCGCUUUCUAUCACCCCGCCCCAUUCUCCCUCCUUCCAUCACCCCGCCCCAUUCUCCCGCUUUCCAUCACCCCGCCCCAUUCUCCCGCUUUCCACCACCCCGCCCCAUUCUCCCUCCUUCCAUCACCCCGCCCCAUUCUCCCUCCUUCCAUCACCCCGCCCCAUUCUCCCGCUUUCCAUCAGCCCGCCCCAUUCUCCCGCUUUCCAUCACCCGGCCCCUUUCUCCCGCUUUCCAUCUCCCUGCUCCAUUCUCCCGCUUUCCAUCACCCCGCCCCAUUCUCCCGCUUCCCAUCACCCCGCCCCAUUCUCUUUCCUUCCAUCACCCCGCCCCAUUCUCCCGCUUUCCAUCACCCCGCCCCAUUCUCCCGCUUUCCAUCACCCUGCCCCAUUCUCCCGCUUCCCAUCAUCCCGCCCCAUUCCCCCGCUUUCCAUCACCCCUCCCCAUUCUCCCCUCUUCCAUCACCCCGCCCCAUUCUCCUGCUUUCCAUCACCCCGCCCCAUUCUCCCUCCUUCCAUCACCCCGCACCAUUCUCCCUCCUUCCAUCACCCCGCCCCAUUCUCCCGCUUUCCAUCACCCCGCGCUAUUCUCCCGCCUUCCAUCACCCGGCUCCAUUCUCCCGCUUUCCAUCACCCCGCCCCAUUCCCCCGCUUCCCAUAACCCCACCUCAUUCUCCCGCUUUCCAUCACCCCGCCACAUUCUCCCGCUUUCCAUCACCCCGCCCCAUUCUCCUUCCUUCCAUCACCGCGCCCCAUUCUCCCGCUUUCCAUCACCCCGCUCCAUUCUCCCGCUUUCCAUCACGCAGCCCCCUUCUCCCUUCUUCCAUCACCCCGCCCCAUUCUCCCUCCUUCCAUCACCCCGCCCCAUUCUCCCGCUUUCCAUCAGCCCGCCCCUUUCUCCCGCUUUCCAUCUCCCUGCCCCAUUCUCCCACUUUCCAUCAACCCGCCCCAUUCUCCCGCUUUCCAUCACCCCGCCCCAUUCUCCCGCUUCCCAUCAUCCCGCCCCAUUCCCCCGGUUUCCAUCACCCCUCCCGAUUCUCCCUCCUUCUAUCACCCCGCCCCAUUCUCCCGCUUUCCAUUACCCGCCCCAUUCUCCCGCUUUCCAUCACCUCGCCCCAUCUCCCGCUUUCCAUCACCCCGCCCUAUUCUUCUGCUUUCUAUCACCCCGCCCCAUUCUCCUGCUUUCCAUCACCCCGCCCCAUUCACCUGCUUUCCAUCACCCCGCCCUAUUCUUCUGCUUUCCAUCACCCCACCCCAUUCUCUCGCUUUCCAUCACCCCGCACCCUUCUUCCUCCUUCCAUCACCCGCCCCAUUCUCCCGCUUUCCAUCACCCCGCCCCAUUCUCCCGCUUUCCAUCACCCCGCUUCAUUCUCCCGCUUUCCAUCACCCCGCCACAUUUUCCCACUUUCCAUCACCCCGCCCCCUUCUCUCUCCUUCCAUCACCCCGCCCCAUUCUCCCUCCUUCCAUCACCCCGCCCCAUUCUCCCGCUUUCCAUCAGCCCGCCCCAUUCUCUCGCUUUCCAUCACCCCUCCCCCUUCUUCCUCCUUCCAUCACCCCGCCCCAUUCUCCCUCCUUCCUUCACCCCGCCCCAUUCUCCCGUUUUCCAUCACCCUGCCCCAUUCUCCCGCUUUCCAUCACCCCGCCCCAUUCUCCCGCUUUUCCAUCACCCCGCCCCAUUCUCCCUCCUUCCAUCACCCCGCCCCAUUCUCCCGCUUUCCAUCACUCCGCCCCAUUCUCCCGCUUUCCAUCACCCCGCCCCCUUCUCCCUCCUUCCAUCACCCCGCCCCAUUCUCCCUCCUUCCAUCACCCCGCCCCAUUCUCCCGCUUUCCAUCAGCCCGCCCCAUUCUCCCGCUUUCCAUCACCCCGCCCCUUUCUCCCGCUUUCCAUCUCCGUGGCCCAUUCUCCCGCUUUCCAUCACCCCGCCCCAUUCUCCCGCUUUCCAUCCCCCCCCCCAUUCUCCCGCUUCCCAUCAUCCCGCCCCAUUCUCCCGCUUUCUAUCACCCCGCCCCAUUCUCCCUCCUUCCAUCACCCCGCCCCAUUCUCCCGCUUUCCAUCACCCCGCCCCAUUCUCCCGCUUUCCACCACCCCGCCCCCUUCUCCCUCCUUCCAUCACCCCGCCCCAUUCUCCCUCCUUCCAUCACCCCGCCCCACUCUCCCGCUUUCCAUCAGCCCGCCCCAUUCUCCCGCUUUCCAUCACCCCGCCCCUUUCUCCCGCUUUCCAUCUCCCUGCUCCAUUCUCCCGCUUUCCAUCACCCCGUCCCAUUCUCCCGCUUUCCAUCACCCCGCCCCAUUCUCCCGCUUCCCAUCAUCCCGCCCCAUUCCCCCGCUUUCCAUCACCCCUCCCCAUUCUCCCCUCUUCUAUCACCCCGCCCCAUUCUCCCGCUUUCCAUCACCCCGCCCCAUUCUCCCUCCUUCCAUCACCCCGCCCCAUUCUCCCUCCUUCCAUCACCCUGCCCCAUUCUCCCGCUUUCCAUCACCCCGCCCCAUUCUCCCGCUUUCCAUCACCCCGCCCCUUUCUCCCGCUUUCCAUCUCCGUGCCCCAUUCUCCCGCUUUCCAUCACCCCGCCCCAUUCUCCCGCUUUCCAUCACCCCGCCCCAUUCUCCCGCUUCCCAUCAUCCCGCCCCAUUCUCCCGCUUUCUAUCACCCCGCCCCAUUCUCCCUCCUUCCAUCACCCCGCCCCAUUCUCCCGCUUUCCAUCACCCCGCCCCAUUCUCCCGCUUUCCACCACCCCGCCCCCUUCUCCCUCCUUCCAUCACCCCGCCCCAUUCUCCCUCCUUCCAUCACCCCGCCCCAUUCUCCCGCUUUCCAUCAGCCCACCCCAUUCUCCCGCUUUCCAUCACCCCGCCCCUUUCUCCCGCUUUCCAUCUCCCUGCUCCAUUCUCCCGCUUUCCAUCACCCCGUUCCAUUCUCCCGCUUUCCAUCACCCCGCCCCAUUCUCCCGCUUCCCAUCAUCCCGCCCCAUUCCCCCGCUUUCCAUCACCCCUCCCCAUUCUCCCCUCUUCCAUCACCCCGCCCCAUUCUCCUGCUUUCCAUCACCCCGCCCCAUUCUCCCUCCUUCCAUCACCCCGCCCCAUUCUCCCUCCUUCCAUCACCCCGCCCCAUUCUCCCGCUUUCCAUCACCCCGCCCCAUUCUCCCGCUUCCCAGAACCCCACCCCAUUCUCCCGCUUUCCAUCACCCCGCCACAGUAUUCCACCUUUCAUCAACCCGCCCCCUUCUCUCUCCUUCCAUCACCCCGCCCCAUUCUCCCUCCUUCCAUCACCCCGCCCCAUUCUCCCGCUUUCCAUCAGCUCGCCCCAUUCUCCCGCUUUCCAUCACCCCUCCCCUUUCUCCUGCUUUCCAUCUCCUCGCCCCAUUCUCCCGCUUUCCAUCACCCUGCCCCAUUCUCCCGCUUUCCAUCACCCCGCCCCAUUCUUCCGCUUCCCAUCAUCCCGCCCCAUUCCCCCGCUUUCCAUCACCCCUCCCCAUUCUCCCUCCUUCUAUCACCCCGCCCCAUUCUCUCACUUUCCAUCACCCCGCCCCAUUCUCCCGCUUUCCAUCACCCCGACCCAUUCUCCCGCUUUCCAUCACCCCGCCCCAUUCUGCCUCCUUCCAUCACCCCGCCCCAUUCUCCCGCUUACCAUCACCCCGCCCCAUUCUCCCUCCUUCCAUCACCCCGCCCCAUUCUCCCUCAUUCCAUCACCCCGCUCCAUUCUCCCGCUUUCCAUCACCCCGCGCCAUUCUCCCGCUUCCCAUAACCCCACCCCAUUCUCCCGCUUUCCAUCACCCCGCCACAUUUUCCCACUUUCCAUCACCCCGCCCCCUUCUCUCUCCUUCCAUCACCCCGCCCCAUUCUCCCUCCUUCCAUCACCCCGCCCCAUUCUCCCGCUUUCCAUCACCCCGCCCCAUUCUCCCGCUUUCCAUCACCCCGCCCCUUUCUCCCGCUUUCCAUCUCCCCGCCCCAUUCUCCCACUUUCCAUCAGACCGCCCCAUUCUCCCGCUUUCCAUCACCACGCCCCAUUCUUUCGCUUCCCAUCAUCCCGCCCCAUUCCCCCGCUUUCCAUCACCCCUCCCCAUUCUCCCUCCUUCCAUCACCCCGCCCCUUUCUCCCGCUUUCCAUCUCCCGCCCCAUUCUCCCGCUUUCCAUCACCCGCCCCAUUCUCCCGCUUUCCAUCACCUCGCCCCAUUCUCCCGCUUUCCAUCACCCCGCCCUAUUCUUCUGCUUUCCAUCACCCCGCCCCAUUCUCCCGCUUUCCAUCACCUCGCCCCACUCUCCCGCUUUCCAUCACCCCGCUCCAUUCUUCUGCUUUCCAUCACCCCGCCCCAUUCUCCCGCUUUCCAUCACCCUGCCCCAUUCUCCCGCUUUCCAUCACCCCGCCCCAUUCUCCCGCUUUCCAUCACCCGCCCCAUUCUCCCGCUUUCCAUCACCCCGCCCCAUUCUCCCGCUUUCCAUCACCCCGCCCCAUUCUCCUUCCUUCCAUCACCCCGCCCCAUUCUCCCGCUUUCCAUCACCCCGCUCCAUUCUCCCGCUUUCCAUCACGCCGCCCCCUUCUCCCUUCUUCCAUCACCCCGCCCCAUUCUCCCUCCUUCCAUCACCCCGCCCCAUUCUUCCGCUUUUCAUCACCCCGCCCCAUUCUCCCGCUUUCCAACACCCCAGCCCAUUCUCUCGCUUACCAUCACCCCGCCCCCUUCUUCCUCCUUCCAUCACCCCGCCCCAUUCUCCCUCCUUCCUUCACCCCGCCCCAUUCUCCCGCUUUCCAUCACUCUUCCCCAUUCUCCCGCUUUCCAUCACCCCGCCCCAUUCUCCCGCUUUUCCAUCACCCCGCCUUAUUCUCCCUCCUUCCAUCACCCCGCCCCAUUCUCCCGCUUUCCAUCACCCCGCCCCAUUCUCCCGCUGUCCAUCACCCCGCCCCCUUCUCCCUCCUUCCAUUACCCCGCCCCAUUCUCCCGCUUUCCAUCAGCCCGCCCCAUUCUCCCGCUUUCCAUCACCCCGCCCCUUUCUCCCGCUUUCCAUCUCCGUGCCCCAUUCUCCCGCUUUCCAUCACCCCGCCCCAUUCUCCCGCUUUCCAUCACCCCGCCCCAUUCUCCCGCUUCCCAUCAUCCCGCCCCAUUCUCCCGCUUUCUAUCACCCCGCCCCAUUCUCCCUCCUUCCAUCACCCCGCCCCAUUCUCCCGCUUUCCAUCACCCCGCCUUAUUCUCCCGCUUUCCACCACCCCGCCCCAUUCUCCCUCCUUCCAUCACCCCGCCCCAUUCUCCCUCCUUCCAUCACCCCGCCCCAUUCUCCCGCUUUCCAUCAGCCCGCCCCAUUCUCCCGCUUUCCAUCACCCCGCCCCUUUCUCCCGCUUUCCAUCUCCCUGCUCCAUUCUCCCGCUUUCCAUCACCCCGCCCCAUUCUCCCGCUUCCCAUCACCCCGCUCCAUUCUCCCUCCUUCCAUCACCCCGCCCCAUUCUCCCGCUUUCCAUCACCCCGCCCCAUUCUCCCGCUUUCCAUCACCCCGCCCCAUUCUCCCGCUUCCCAUCAUCCCGCCCCAUUCCCCCGCUUUCCAUCACCCCUCCCCAUUCUCCCCUCUUCCAUCACCCCGCCCCAUUCUCCUGCUUUCCAUCACCCCGCCCCAUUCUCCCUCCUUCCAUCACCCCGCCCCAUUUUCCCUCCUUCCAUCACCCCGCCCCAUUCUCCCGCUUUCCAUCACCCCACCCCAUUCUCCCGCUUUCCAUCACCCCGCCACAGUCUUCCACCUUCCAUCAACCCGCCCCCUUCUCUCUCCUUCCAUCACCCCGCCCCAUUCUCCCUCCUUCCAUCACCCCGCCCCAUUCUCCCGCUUUCCAUCAGCUCGCCCCAUUCUCCCGCUUUCCAUCACCCCUCCCCUUUCUCCCGCUUUCCAUCUCCCCGCCCCAUUCUCCCGCUUUCCAUCAGCCCGCCCCAUUCUCCCGCUUUCCAUCACCCCGCCCCUUUCUCCCGCUUUCCAUCUCCGUGCCCCAUUCUCCCGCUUUCCAUCACCCCGCCCCAUUCUCCCGCUUUCCAUCACCCCGCCCCAUUCUCCCGCUUCCCAUCAUCCCGCCCCAUUCUCCCGCUUUCUAUCACCCCGCCCCAUUCUCCCUCCUUCCAUCACCCCGCCCCAUUCUCCCGCUUUCCAUCACCCCGCCUUAUUCUCCCGCUUUCCACCACCCCGCCCCAUUCUCCCUCCUUCCAUCACCCCGCCCCAUUCUCCCUCCUUCCAUCACCCCGCCCCAUUCUCCCGCUUUCCAUCAGCUCGCCCCAUUCUCCCGCUUUCCAUCACCCCGCCCCUUUCUCCCGCUUUCCAUCUCCCUGCUCCAUUCUCCCGCUUUCCAUCACCCCGCCCCAUUCUCCCGCUUCCCAUCACCCCGCUCCAUUCUCCCUCCUUCCAUCACCCCGCCCCAUUCUCCCGCUUUCCAUCACCCCGCCCCAUUCUCCCGCUUUCCAUCACCCCGCCCCAUUCUCCCGCUUCCCAUCAUCCCGCCCCAUUCCCCCGCUUUCCAUCACCCCUCCCCAUUCUCCCCUCUUCCAUCACCCCGCCCCAUUCUCCUGCUUUCCAUCACCCCGCCCCAUUCUCCCUCCUUCCAUCACCCCGCCCCAUUUUCCCUCCUUCCAUCACCCCGCCCCAUUCUCCCGCUUUCCAUCACCCCACCCCAUUCUCCCGCUUUCCAUCACCCCGCCACAGUCUUCCACCUUCCAUCAACCCGCCCCCUUCUCUCUCCUUCCAUCACCCCGCCCCAUUCUCCCUCCUUCCAUCACCCCGCCCCAUUCUCCCGCUUUCCAUCAGCUCGCCCCAUUCUCCCGCUUUCCAUCACCCCUCCCCUUUCUCCCGCUUUCCAUCUCCCCGCCCCAUUCUCCCGCUUUCCAUCACCCCGCCCCAUUCUCGGGGUGA